Messenger RNA from Mizuhopecten yessoensis (Yesso scallop), 4029 nucleotides. Its product is annotated as rho-related protein racA-like. Gene Ontology annotation, cellular component: cytoplasm. The record is from RefSeq and is a predicted model, not a curated record. The transcript is spliced from 11 exons. Gene Ontology annotation, molecular function: ubiquitin protein ligase binding; GTPase activity; GTP binding. NCBI's taxonomy places the organism in Eukaryota, Metazoa, Mollusca, Bivalvia, Pectinida, Pectinidae. Bases 122 to 1906 code for a protein of 594 amino acids. Gene Ontology annotation, biological process: regulation of proteolysis; proteasome-mediated ubiquitin-dependent protein catabolic process.
ACUAUUUUUAGAUUUUAAUAACAAAAUUACAUGAUGCUGCAUCGUACAGGAAGUACCGAUGUAUACAUUUGACGAUAGACAACCAAGACGUCCAUAUUGUCGUAUAUCGUAAAGCCUCUAUAUGCUAGACCUAAAGCUUGUCGCGGUGGGAGAUCGCGCGGCAGGGAAGACUUGCCUGUUCAUCGCCUACACAACCAAUUCUUACCCUAAAGAAUAUAUACCUACGGUGUUCGACAACUACUCAGUCAAUGUCAUCGUUGGUGGAGUACUAGUCAGUGUGUGUUUAUGUGAUGCAUAUGGAAAUACGGAGGACUAUGACCGUUUGAGGCCAUUAUCCUAUCCCUUCACAGACGUAUUCCUCGUUUGUUUCUCAGUAGGAAACCGAGAGUCUUUGCCAAAUGUAACAAGAAAAUGGAUACCAGAGCUAAGACAUCACUGUCCUAAAACGCCAAUCAUAUUGGUUGCCUGUCAGAUAGAUUUACGACAUAAAUGUCCUGAUCUUGUGACGUACGAGGAAGGGUCAAAGUUCGCCAGUGAUCUGGGAUUGCCUUACAUAGAAACCAGUGCGCUUACUCAACAGGGUGUAAAGGAUGGUUUUGACACAGCAAUCCGAGCAGCGUUGCUUUCAACACCGAAGAAAAUAACAAAGUUCCAACCGUGGUGUUCCUGUAGCAAUAGAAAAGAAAUCCCAACUCCUCCCGCGAUGCCCCCUGCCAGUAAGGCCCCGUGGAUUGAAGUUGAAACAUCCAGAUUUGCUGAGGAUUGGAUGGCGAUGCACGAGAACCCUGUACAUGCUGAUGUGACAUUCGUAAUGAACGGGCAACACAACCUUGACGCGCAUAAAAUAGUUCUUUGUUCAGCCUCCAAAUACUUCAGACAAAUCUUUGGAUUGAUGACGCAUAAGAUGAAGAAGAUAAAAUCCUUGGAUAACAUAAUCACGUAUGAACUGACCGCCGGACUCGUUCCUGGAAUUGUAGCAGUUUGUGACAAGGACAAGAGUUCAGAGGAACUCCUGGGUCAAGGUCGUCGCCAUACAUUAGUGGAGCUCAGCGCUGAUAUCAAACCAAAAACAUUUGUCAGAAUCCUGGAAUUUCUUUACGCUGGUUUACUUAGAUUUACAAACGAUAAAGACAUGAUUGAACAGGACGAACUCGCUGACGUCAUGAGGAUAGCCGACAUGUUUGAAAUACCGCGACUGAGAGAUAUUUGCCAAAAUUAUCUCUCUGAGCAGGAAUUUCUCAAUCCAAGUAUAGCAACUUGCGUGAAUGAAGAAACAAAAGAGACGAUGAAAGAGAUUUACUUCAAUAAACCUGAGAUGGCUGACGUCACUUUCAAGGUGGAAGGAAGAACGAUAUAUGCUCAUAAAAGUGUGCUGUGUACAAGAUGCAGAACUAUGGCGGCUAUGUUUGGAGACCGCUUCGUGGAGGGCCAAGCGACUAUAUCUGAGGUGAAUAUUCCAGAUACUUCGGCAGAAUGUUUCCUGGCUCUUUUGGAAUACCUGUACACCGACCAUGCGCCUGCUGAAGAUAUUGAAGCGACGGAACUACUUGUUCUUGCUGAUAGAUACGGAGUGAAACGUCUCGUGGAUCUGUGUGAACUAUACAUUGCCAAGGAAGUCGACAGGAGUGUGACAACAAAUAUAGAGAAAGCAGAAAUUGACGUCAUUGGGAUUCUACACACGUCACAGAAAUACAAUGCAAAACAAUUGUCCAGAUGGUGUCUUCAUUUCAUCUCCACAAACUACAUGUCCUUCCAGCACCGGCUGGAAUUCUCCUCAUUAAAGGGAGAUAACAAACCGUAUAUUGAAGAGAAUCGGUGGCCUCCAACAGCAUACCUCCGUGAAGUGGAAACGUACGAGAAACGCCUAAAAGAUGUUGAAUGUUCGUUCAAAUGUUCAAUUAUAUAGACAUGUAAUUUGCAUUUGAUGCAUGAAAGAUUGGUGUGGAACGAUAAACUUUCACUUGAAUGACACACUAGAUUAUUGAUCUAGGACUAAAACAAAACAAGAGAAUACCGAAGCGGCAACAAACCCAUAAUUCGAAUCAAAAGAUAAGCUUUUGGGCCUGAUGCUGAGGAAGCUAUUUGUGCUAUACUUGUGAAUAAUUCUGGUUCAUUUAACUGCGACAUCUGGCACAUACUGGAUUGAAUUAUAGAUAUAAUUGAAUAUACUUAUGUAAGUUUAUAUUUCUACAUUCUUUCUUUCUUAACAUUAUUAUUUUUUUGUAUAAUUUGGUAAGUAUGCAUUCGCUAUGCUACCCUUUUUAUGUUAAUUAAUGCAUUGUAGGUCUGACAAGUUGGAAGACCAGAAUUUGGAUUUAAUAUAAUAACGGAUAAAGUGUAUACACUCUUCUCGUGCAUAUAUUGAAUUUUUCGAUAUUUGGUCAGAUGAUAUCCCGAUGCAGGCAUUACUUAUAUUCUAUGUGAAGAUAUUUCAAAAUGAGUAGCUUCUAUAUAUCAGAGGCCAAAGAUUUUACCUUACCAUGUAAUUUACAUAGUAUGUAACACUCCCUGUCAAAUUGUGUGGAACAGCUGAAAAGCGUUCUGUUUUAGCCGCUUACUGUUGAAAACUGUAUUGUUGUUGUUGUUGCUUAUAUGCAUUUGUAACUGUAUCAUAUCAUACAUUCUGCUAUCGAUUCUUUUUGGACCUACGUCUGUUCAAUUGAAAAAAAAAUCUGAUUUUUCUAGAUCUAAAAAAGGAACUAAAGUAUUCUGUUGUGUUUUAUUUCUGCAUGUGAUCGUUAGGUUAACCGAAUUGUUUAAAAGUUUAACAUUUUUAAGAAUGUUCUAGGAGUUCGGACAGGUAAAAGUUUGAAUAGUUGAUAAAGAGUAGUUGAAUACAUAAUUAAAAAGGUUGCCAUAACAAAUCUGGAUCCAAUCGAUUAGCUCACGGUAAUAUCAAGUUCGGUCAUGAGAAAAUCGAAGUCAGUAGAGAAGAAACCUCCGAAUUGCCGAGAUUGGUGACUCAUUAAUGAAACUGCAAAUACCUCAACUCACGUUUCGAUUGUUUAAUUUCAAACUACAUAUUAAUAUAGUAUAAAAUCUGCAUAAUUGUUCGUUUUGUGUCUUCUGUUGAACUUUUUCUAGCAUCUAGCAGUGUCCAUCCAGUGUAAUAAUUCAAGUUCAACAUCCAUUAAAAGAUCACUGAAACCGGAAAGAAAUUAAACAGGACCUAAAUCUUCCGAGUCAAAACUCUAGAAGUAGAGCAGUAAAUUAAUUAUUUCUGUGACGAGAGAAAGGAAGACUUUCCUCAAACCGUUUCACUUCCUUAUAAGGACAACAGAACCCGUGAUAAUUAAACUCCAAAUAGUAUUACAGUGGAACACAAAGGCCAAACACAAUGGACUGAUACGAUGGCCUGGCCUACUGAUGUCACCUUUAAUCCUGUUUCUUUACCAAUAAAUAUACUUUCAAGCAAAUAUCUAAAGGAUUCUGGAUAAUAUCCUUCCCUUUUAAAUAUGUUGCUAUGGAUUGAGAUGAAUGAUAAAUUGCUAUCGAAGCACUAACAGACUUGAUGUCGUUCAGCAUUAAUAUGAGUUUGAAUAAGUCAGCCUCUUCUUUUUGACAUCUGUUUCCGAAUCCUUGGUGCUGAUUUGAAGGUAACAACACUGGCUACUCCGCUACUUUCAGUGAUAACUCUUUUCUAUCUACGAAGUGGUCAAAUUAUUUCUUUUUUAUAUAUAUAUAUGUAGUAGGACGAGAAAUACUGAUAAGGAUAGUGCCGCUCGAACCCGCGACCCUUGGCUUUCCUAUUUUUGCUUUUAUUUUCUUCCAUUUUUAAAGGACCCCAUUGGAAAUAAGCCACUCUGUGGCUUUUAUGGGUUAUCCUAGGUAAAUGCACACACCACUCCUAUUGUGCGACUUAUUUAUAUCUAACUUCAUGUACUAAAAUAUAGUCUGUCUCAUUUUAUAGUAAUAUCUGCCCUUUUUUACAGUGUAUCAGACUUUUUUUUUAGAUUUUUAUACUCUAUAUAUGUCAAGGAUUUAAUUAAGAAACCUUUUAUUAUGAUAGACUAUUAUUAUUCUCAGUCU